This is a messenger RNA of Branchiostoma belcheri (Belcher's lancelet), 5581 nucleotides long. RefSeq names its product histone-lysine N-methyltransferase SETDB1-like. Gene Ontology annotation, biological process: heterochromatin organization; negative regulation of gene expression. Gene Ontology annotation, cellular component: nucleus. Lineage: Eukaryota; Metazoa; Chordata; Leptocardii; Amphioxiformes; Branchiostomatidae. Gene Ontology annotation, molecular function: protein binding; zinc ion binding; DNA binding. The record is from RefSeq and is a predicted model, not a curated record.
UCUCUUCUAUGUGCCAUGCGUUUUGAUGCCUUCGUGAAAAUAAAAGCCCAAUAAGACAUCGUCCCGCGCCGCCUACUUUGGUCUAAAAAGUAGUAAUAAUGAACGGGUAUUAAAGUAAUGUAGUCUGCAGAGAGUGAAUUAAGUACUGGAAGACAAAACCACCGGAUCGCAUUCCACUAACUAAAGUGUGCAACAGUUUUUAAGUCGUCCAGCACAUCCACACAUCUGUUGGUCACCAUGGCAACAGAGGAAGAUGUGGAGAGGAUGGAGACAUCAGAGGAGAAUUUCUAUGAUAACCUGGAUGACAUCAUCUCUGGGCUGGUGAAUGAGAAACUGGAGAGCAGUGAGUGGGUGGAGGGUCUGCCGCCAGGGAUGGCUGACAUAGAGAGGGAACUGGGCAACCUGGAAGACCAGCAGGCCCGUAUCCAGGACGUGUUCAGGGAGUCGGAGCAUCUGCUGGUGGUUGCCGGGGACAACCUAGCCUGGCAGCAGGCCUGGUUCAAAGAGUGGAAUGAACACAACAGGACUGGGAGCCCGGAAGAGAUGGUCGAUCUCACAGUGGAGGAUGAUGAUAUCAUGGUGGUGUCAGAGGGGCCAGCUACACAACAACAGCAAAAACAACAAAAAACACAACAGCAACAACAACAACAACAACCACCACCACAGAGACAAGAACCACAGCCUGAGCCAUCGUCCAUUCCACAGACAGCAGCUGAAGAUGUGACUCUUCCUUCCACGCCCCACCAAUCCCAGCCUGAUGGUUCAGUACCAACAGCCAAUCAGGAGUCAGGAGCACCCUCUGUGCAGCCAAUAGCAGGUCAGAAUAAGGAGCCGUUCCAAAGGAAAGUGUCAACUGCUGUGACUGGACCAUCUUCACAGCAGGUGGUUCCUGGUACAUCAGACCCUCUGACUGUGGAGCUGGCUGUAGGCAUGAGGCUCAUGGGGAAGAAAAAGGACGACAUCUGGUACCAGGGUACUCUCAUCAAGAUCGUAACUGAUGAGAAGGGAAUGAUUAAAUACAAGGUGAAGUACGAUGUGAAAGGGAAGGGUCUGCUGUCAGGGAACCACAUCGCCUUCUCUGAGACGGUGGGGCAGGGAGUACUUCACGCUGGCAGCAGGAUUGUGGGUCAAUAUGUUGAUGAGGAGGGGGACUCUGUCCAGUACCUGUACGCCGGGAUCGUGGCCGAGCUGCCGUCCAAGUCAAAUAGGUCCCGCUAUCUUAUCUUCUUUGAUGAUGGCUUUGCAACCUACCUCAGAAGGAACCAAAUACACCAGGUGUGCAAGCCGAGUACAAAUGCUUGGGAGGACGUCCACCCCAACUCCAGGGAGUUCAUCAGGGAAUACUUGCAGGGAUACCCUGAGCGAGCCAUGGUAAAGGUGAAGGUAGGGCAGAAGAUCCGUACGGAGUGGAACGGUCAGUGGUGGGAUGCUCGGGUGGACUCGGUGGACGGCAGUCUGGUGAAGAUGUACUACCCCACAGACAAGCGCUCGGAGUGGAUCUAUCGUGGGUCCACAAGGCUCUGGCCACUUUACGAAGCUUUUGCUCACCAGGAACAGGCACAGACUGGGGGAUCCAAGUCCAUCCGCAGCCACACCAUGGGGAAGACACGCGGCCCACACAUCGAGUACACACGUGCUGAGGAUGAAGAAACCAAAAGUAAGACAACAGGUGCAGCGGGGACCGUGCAGAAGAAGGCAGCCCCAACAUCAGCUCCUGCCACCUUGACUUACUUGACUGCCCCCAGUCUGUCCAAACCCCCCUCCCACAGCAGCAGCUCCACCAGUACCGUAGACUCCAGCAGCCUGUCCUUCGAGAAACUCCUGACAGAAGACAUCGAAAAGCUGCAAGCUGGUUCCAAACUGGUUCCCUCCAGCAGUGGUGAGCUGCAGAACAGUGGUGGGGGGAUGGGGAGACCUGUCGCCAACAGGGAGGCCUGGUUACAGAUCGCCGGGACCACUCAAAAAAAGACAGGGACUAGCCAGAAGUCAAACACCACUGAGCAACCAAAAGUUACCACCAGCCAGCAGUCAAGUUGGCCAGGGAAACAAGCAGUGACCAGUCAGCAGGCAAGCAGUGCAGUGAAACCGACGGUUGCCUCAACAGUGAAACAAACAGUUACCACCACCCAGUCAUCGGGCACAACAUAUCCUCAGAGACCAAGCAGGCCUCUGAAGAAGCAGGUGGCAAGAAAGAGUACUGGCCCAAAGUCAAGAAGGCCAUUUCUUGACCUUUAUACUGGAAGUACUGGCAGUAGGAAAGACAUGGCCAGUAUCCUCCAGGAGAGGUUAAUGGAGGAGGGAGAUUCUAACAGCCGUUCUAGUGAGGACAGUAUUGUGGAUAUCACCAUAGAGACUGACCCUAUGGAGGUCCCCACCCCCAAAAUAGUGAAGUUCUGCCCACAUCAGUGCACUCCGUCAUGUGUCAGUCAUGUCCGCCCAGCUAAUCCUGACCAGUACAAGGGAAGGGGACCAUUGCCACACUCCAACCCACUCAAAGUACCCAUAUUGUACCAGUGGGAGAGGUACAUCGGUAAGAAGCGCCCUGGUGGCACUCGAGAUGUCUCGUACCGGACCCCGUGUGCUCGCAUGGUGCGGAACAUACGGGAUGUCUCGCGGUAUCUGGCGCAGACCAACACAGACUUCCUGUCCAUCGACCAGUUCUGUUUCGACCCUUACGUGAUGCUGGACAACUUAAGGCCAGAGAAAUACUAUGUCAAGAUUCCAGACAUCUCCAAUGGCAACGAAGAUGUUCCCAUUUCUUGUGUUAAUGAGAUCAACAACGAACAUCCGGACAACGUUGGUUACACCAAACAGCGUCUCCCCACACCAGGGGUGGAGCUGAACCUGGACCCUGACUACCUGGUGUGUUGUGACUGCACCGACAACUGUCAGAACAAGAAGACGUGUGCCUGUCACCAGCUGACCAUCCAAGCAUACCGGUCCAGCUGCAGGAUAGGAGGCCAGGAAGACCCUGAUGCAGGGUAUAACUACCGCAGACUCACGGAGCAGCUGCCUACAGGGAUCUAUGAGUGCAACUCCAGGUGUAAAUGUAGCAAACAAUGCUACAACAGGGUGGCUCAGAAUGGCAUAGGCCUCAGGCUACAGGUGUUCCGUACAUCCAAAAGGGGCUGGGGAAUCCGCUGUUUGGAUGACAUCCCUCAGGGGGCGUUCAUCUGUAUCUACGCGGGGCAGCUGCUGACGGAGGAUACGGCCAACAAGGGGGGACACAUGUUUGGGGACGAGUACCUGGCAGAACUGGAUCACAUCGAGGUGGCAGAAAAGUUUAAGGAAGGCUAUGAGAGCGACGUUCCAGACAGCAGUGGGAGUGACAUGAAUGAAUCUGAUAGUGACUCAGACAACAGUAACUCUGGAGAGGAGCCCUCCAUCAGCUCCUCCACCUCCCCUGAACCAGACCUGGACAACAGCAGUGAUGAGGACUACAAACCUGAGAUCACAGACAAGCCAGCAGACACCGGCGGGGCCGUCAAACUCAUCCUGCGCAGAGAGUCGCGCGGGUCAACCUCCGGCAGGUCUGUGAAGCCUCAGAAAUGUGACACAGACAAGAAAGUGGAGUCCUGGAUAGAAAAGAACCUCUCUGAAAAGAAGUCAGGUGACAUGGGUAGCCAAUCAGAGAGUAGGUCGUCUUCUGGUAGGGAAACUCCUAAGCAGAUGCACCAAUCACAGGACAGCAAGCCUGGCCCAUCACAGCCAAACAAGGGAGACCUCGAGCAAUCAGAAGACACAAAUCCAUCUAAGAAGGAUUCGUCUGGUCAAGAACAGGAAAGGCACAAUAUUUUUGAUAUCAUGGAGUUUUCUGAAUCAAAAGAUGGGACCAGCAAGACUCCAGAGCAGAGCAGCGAAGGACAUAAGAAGGGAGACAUGACUCGUUCCUUCCAAGAUGCCUUAAAGGAUAUGAAUGUCUCUAUGGAAGUGUCACCCAAAAAAGCACCAGGACAGCAGGGUGCAGUGGGGGCAAAUAAAGGAUCUGCAAAGGAUGAUGGGACGACAUCUCCUGUGACAGAAAGGAAGGGCACUGGAGGAAAAGCAGGAAGAAGAGAGAGUGACAUACAAGACAAGACAGGAAAGACAGAGGGGGAAGAAAAGGAGAAGAAAGGCAAAGACGGCAGUUCCCCAGUGAGGCACUAUGGGUACCGUGUGGAUGGAGAACGUAUCAUUGGACUGAAGAGGAAACACAGGAAGAAGGUUGUUGUAAAGGCGUCCUCCUCCAGUGAGUCAGAAGAGUCCAACCUAAAAGCAGGAGGGGACUGUGAGCUGAUGAUCGUCGGUGCAACAUCGCUCGCUGUCGACAGUGGAGACGAGACGUCAGAGUCAGACAGUGAGAAGGGCUCAGACAAAGGGAAGAAGAAAAAGGAGAAAGAUCAACUCAAAGUCCCAGCCCCAGAGGACACCCAGCAGCCAGUGGCAGUACUGCAGCCCUCACCUGACAGAAGCACCAGGAAGUAUUUUGGGGAAGAACAUUGUUAUGUCAUGGAUGCCAAGGUCAUAGGCAACUGUGGCAGAUACCUCAACCAUAGCUGCUCACCAAACCUGUUUGUACAGAAUGUGUUCGUGGACACACAUGACCUUCGCUUUCCCUGGGUCGCCUUUUUCUCCAGCAAGCGCAUUCGGGGAGGCACAGAGCUGACCUGGGACUACAACUAUGAAGUAGGUAGUGUACCAGACAAGGUGCUGUACUGCUACUGUGGGUCAGAGGAAUGUCGAGGCAGGCUGCUGUGAAAAGGGUCCAGUUUUAACUGAUGCAAUUAACAUGUCCAUGCCCAUUGGUUUGGAAGGAAGCCACUUUCUUGUAUAAUCACUUGAGAUUAACUUCAAGCACACUAUUGAGUAAACAAAGAAAGUUCAAACAGCUGAAAAGGUCACUACUACUGUGUGUCACAGUGUAGAUACUUAGUCCACUUAUACAUAUUGAACUGGUUCUGGGUACCAAAACUUCAUUCAAGGUACCAAAAAAUAUAUUACAAAACAUUAGUUGUAGUGUUUUUAAACAAAAUGAGACUUUUUUCAAGUUCCAGAUGUCUGCAAUUGUAAGCAAGACACAUUAAUCUUAUAUCUACUGUAAACAUACUGUUUUUUAUAUCUAACUAAAACUAGCUGUAACUGUUAAACAAUGAUCUUACCUAUAUUAUAUCUCUUUACUAUUGCCGUUUAAGACUUGUUGCAUUGUUUUUUGAGCUGCUAAAUAAAAACAUGGUUACAGUGUUUGUAAACAUUGUCCCUGAGUCACAUGUCACUUCUGAAUCUGGAGCCUCACUGGUACGUUGUUAUAAUGCCCUUAUGAGUUCUUUACCUUUACCAUGGAGGUAGAAAAACUUAAUGCAUUAACUCAUGGUUAAACCUUGUAACAUUUUCCUACGUUACCCAAUAGCAGGGGAAAAGGUAGCCAUUUUGUUUUGGGUUUUAAUGAGUUCCAAGAAAGAUACUAGUAGUCAGAAGUAAGACCUUAGUGUUAGGUCACAUACAUGUAAAUUGUCUCUUUAUAUGGUUGAUGGCAACUUUGUAAUUUCUGUACAGGAACGAACAUUCUGUUGGACCAAAAUGUAUUGGAAUAAUAAAAAAACCU